This is a messenger RNA of Physella acuta, 1083 nucleotides long. Its product is annotated as calmodulin-A-like. Gene Ontology annotation, molecular function: calcium ion binding. Lineage: Eukaryota; Metazoa; Mollusca; Gastropoda; Physidae. Gene Ontology annotation, cellular component: myosin II complex. The record is from RefSeq and is a predicted model, not a curated record.
GAUGUGUCAUACUGCAGUGUGCUCGGUACAUUCCGGAACUAUUGUGUCUGUAGUGAGUGUGUACUGUACUACACCUUGUUUUCAAGCAAAGGUGUUUCCGUAGAAAAAAAAUCAUGGCCCACAACAAAGAUCAAGUGACUGAAGCCUUUGAGUUGUUUGACAGUGAUGGUGAUGGCUAUCUACUGGUCAGUGAGGCAGCUUCAGCCAUACGAGCUCUGGGUCACAUCUUGACCGAUGCAGAUAUUAAAACAUUACUGCACAGAGUGGGCGUGGAUGCAGGCCGGGCAGGGCGUGUGGACAUGUCAAAGUUCCGCCAGAUGCACGGGUCACUGCCUGCACAGAACUACACCAGGCAGCUGGAGGAAGCUUUUAAAACUGUGGACAAGGAGGGCAGCGGCUACGUCAUGGCCUCGGAGCUCAAACAUUUGUUGACCAAUAUGGGGGACAGGCUGUCAGACGACGACUUCAACCUUCUGUUGGAGGAGCUCGAUAUUGACAGCAAUGGCAGGAUACAGUUCAAAGAGUUUGUCCGUUUGUUGGCAGUCCGAUGAAUGUGUCACCAUGUCACUUUGCUUAUACAGCUGUUUUUUUUUUCUUGUAAAUAAAAUGUGAUUAACUUAUAUUUGCUACAUGAAGACACUGUAAACCUUACAUGGCCACAUUCCAGCUCUUGCUAAAUGGUCCACACCUCCAAGUCUAAUGUAGCAAGGUUUGGUAAGGGAAGUAACUCAUAAAUAAACUUCAAGUAUAGUGUAGCAAGGUUUGGUAAGGGAAGUAACUCAUAAAUAAACUUCAAGUCUAGUGUAGCAAGGUUUGGAAAGGGAAGUAACUCAUAAAUAAACUUCAAGUCUAAUGUAGCAAGGUUUGGUAGGGGAAGCAACUCUUAAAUAAACUUCAAGUCUAGUGUAGGAAGGUUUGGUAAGGGAAGUAACUCAUUAAAAACCAACAUAUUUACUGUUAAAACAUAUCACAUUGAUGUAAACCAUUGAAUUUGAUGUACAUUUUGUUCUUACAGCUUGUAUCACUGUACUGUUUUAUAACUAGAUCUUACACUAGUUGUUAAAUACAUUUAUUCAGUGGAAA